Manihot esculenta (cassava) is the source of this 1587-nucleotide messenger RNA. RefSeq lists its product as uncharacterized. NCBI's taxonomy places the organism in Eukaryota, Viridiplantae, Streptophyta, Magnoliopsida, Malpighiales, Euphorbiaceae. The record is from RefSeq and is a predicted model, not a curated record. The coding region runs from base 164 to 1144 and encodes 326 amino acids. The transcript has 2 exons.
CAAGCUCUUAAAUCUCCACCUGAAAAUUUACCACUUCGUAUGCGUUGCCACAGGCCGAGUCUUUUCUCAUUUGAACGGAAAUCUCCAUCUUCACUCUUCAGAUCCCACUUCACUUUCCCGGAAAAAAUUCCCCAUCUUUCUCUCAAAUUGCACCACAUUUCUUAUGGCGAAUGCCUGGAAGAAAGAGAACAAACACCCAAAUCUUCUCUCGCCCAAGCCCCUUCUCCUUCUUCUCCUUGCCCUCUCUCUUCUCUGCUUCUUCUUCUUCUUCUUCUUCUCCUCUCGCUCACCAUCAAAUCCCAAUCCCUCUCUCUCUGUCUCAGAAACCAUAUAUCAAACACAAACCACUGUUUACCCAAUCCCUCCCUUCGAUUGCCUAAAAUCCCCGCAAGCCCACCCAGUAGUUGCCAACAUAGUAGAAAAUCUCAAGUACCCAUUUUUAUACUCUCUCUCAGAUUUCGGGUCCUUGCCCGAUAAACCCCACAAGAACAUUGUGAGGUUGUUAAAAGGAAAGCCCUUUAGGAAGCCGGACAUUUCCGUUACAAUUCAGCAACUGUUGGAAGGGAAAAAAGGGCGAGAUGGAUUGGUGGUGGAUGUGGGUGCUAACGUUGGAAUGGCUAGUUUUGCAGCGGCGGUCAUGGGAUUUAAAGUGUUAGCUUUCGAGCCAGUUUUUGAAAAUUUGCAGAGGAUUUGUGAUGGGAUUUGGUUUAAUCGAGUUGGAAACUUAGUUACUGUUUUUGAAGCUGCUGUUUCUGAUCAGAUUGGGAAUAUCACUUUUCAUAAGCUGGUUGGCCGGCUUGACAAUAGUGCAGUUUCAGCCACUGGUGCAAAGCUGGCUUUCAAGUCCAAUGAAGAAAUAGCAGUUCAAGUAAGGACCAUUCCCCUUGAUGAACUGAUUCCAGAGUCAGAGCCUGUGCUUCUACUCAAAAUUGAUGUUCAAGGAUGGGAGUAUCAUGUAUUAAAAGGUGCCUCAAAGUUACUAUCAAGAAAGAAGGGUGAAGCACCAUACCUAAUCUACGAAGAAGAUGAGCGAUUGUUGCAAGCCAGCAACAGCAGCGCCAAAGAAAUCCGUGAUUUCCUUCAAACCGUGGGUUAUCAUCAGUGCACUCAGCAUGGUACAGAUGCUCACUGCUCUAAAGAUUAAUGAAGGUGAUGAAUAACGAAAUCUAACUGCAAGACUUUGUUUCCACACAAUGAUUGAAGGAACUUGGCUGCUUUGCUUCAGUGCAUGAUUUUUUUCGUUCUUGUUUUAAGGAAAGAUAUUUAAGGUAUAAUGAACCGAUGAUACCACUGCUCCAAGAACUCAUGUAAUCUCAGUUGAUGGCGAUUGAUCUUAGCUUUGCUGUUGUUUGAACUGGGUAUGGAAAAAUCAAGCUAUAGAAAGCUAUUCUCCAAUAUGCUGCUUUUGUCAAGCACUCCUAGAAAACAAAAGUUGGUCAACUUGAUAGCCGGUAAUCUGUUCAGGUUAGUCGGGCUUGCAUUUUCAGAGUUCUCAGUUCUAUGUGGUGCUUUGAUGCAUCGAAAUUUCCAAUGUACACAAAAUUAAUGCAUGUUAAAAUUGAAAAUUGUGAUAUCAUCCACUUACAA